AUGGUCGCCGCAGAACGCGGAGAGCUCGGCGACGCCGCGCCGCCGUCGCUGCAGCGCCUGUGCCUGCGGGCCGCCGUCAGCAGCGCCACGUGGCAGCGGCAGCCGCGGUCGAUGGAGCGCCUGCCGUCCCCGCUGUCGUCGGCGCUGCUGGCGGAGCUGCUCGCCGUGGGACGUGUCACGCCGCCGCUGCUCGAGUACGCUGUGAGGCUUUGCGAGGCGAGCCUCUGCCUUUCCGCUCCGCACAAAGCCAUUUAUCCCCCCACCCCCCCCCUCCUACCUCAUCCCGUAGCUCCCCUCGCCGACUACCUCCGAGGCUGCGAGAUUGUGAGGCUGCGAGGCCCUCUGCCGCACGCUCACACGGUAUCGUUCGUUCCCGCCCCUCCUCUCCGCAUACGACGCGUGCCGCCGCCGCUGCUUGAGUACGCUGCGAGGCUGCGAGGCUCUGCUUUCUGCCCCUCCCCUCCUCGCAGCCUACCUCCGAGGCUGCGAGGCUCUCAGCGCGCUCACACAAUACCCGUUCAUGCCCUUCCCUCCCCUCCUCAUACGCGACACGCCGCCGCUGCUCGACACAUUCAUCCCUUCCCUCGCCUCCCUCCCUCGUCCCCUCCCCUCAUCCCCUCCCCUCAUCCCCUCCUCUCGUCCCCUCCCCCCAGGUUGUUCGCCCCCUCAGCGGACCACGUGGACCUCUCCUGCCCGCCUCUUGCCGCGCCCACCGUUCCGCACUCUCCAACAGCGCUGCACAACCCGCCUCCCCACGCCAUGCCCACGUCUCCCGUCCCUCCCCCGUUCUCCCCCUCCCUCUCCUCACUCUCCUCGCUCCCACCUGCCCCCUAUUACGGCAUUCCGGACCCCUUGGAAGCCCUCGCUCCCUCGCCCCCUCUCUAUGCCGUGCCACCUGGCCAAUCCAUAGACGCCACGUGGCUUGCCUACCUGCCAGACUUCCGCUGCCUUCGAUACCUCCGGCUUGACAACUGUCGCCACGUCACCGACACUGCUCUCAGCAUGCUCUCAGGUUUGCAAGCGUUGGAGCAUCUGAGCCUCACCAACUGCCCUCUCCUCACCGCCACUUCUCUCGCCGCCAUCCUGCCGCCCUGUCUGCCCGCCCUGCGCUCCUGCUGCCUCUCCGGCACCGCCGUUGGCAUGGGCGAGGGAGGGGCUGGGGGAGGCGGCGGGGCAAGAGAGGAAUGGGGCGUGGCAGUGAAGGGCAGGCGGAGAAACAAGGGGAGCAGGACUAGUGGCGGUGUUGGUGGUGGUGGUGGCAGCAUGGCAGCACCUGCUGCGUUUGACACACCACCCGCUUCCUCCAACUCUCCACCUGCUGUUUCCAGCGCAGCAGAGUUCUCAGCCUGUGUGCCUGCAGCAGCCCCAUCGGUGAUCUCUCUGCUCGCCCGCGCCCCUCACCUCACUCAUCUGGAGCUGGGCGGCAUGCACCAUGCCCUGGACGAUAACGCCUUUCAGAAACUCACGUGUGCCAUCCUCCACACCCCAUGCGCUGUGCUCCCAAUCUGCCUCAUCUCUCAAUCAUGCGUGCAUCAAGCAGUCGCCCAAGCGGUUCUUCUCUUUCCGCCGUUUCCCCGCUUCCCCAAUCCCUCACCCUCCACCACCUCCCUGCCCCAGUCGCUGGUCCACUUGCGCCAUCUGUCAGUGUGGGGCAGCAGCAUCACCAACGCCUCUGCCCCUCUGCUGAUCGCCUUCCCCCGCCUGCUCUCCGCCAAUCUCGCCUGGACCGCCCUCUCCCACCUCCCCGCCCACCCCUCCCUCACCGCCCUCCACCUCUCCCACUGCCCCCUCCUUUUGAUCGGCUUCCCUCUCCCCUCCUCCUCAUCCUCUCCCUCCUCUCCCUCCUCCCCACUCACUCAUCUCGUUCUCUCUGUACCCCUUCCAGCUCUCUUCCCUGUCCCUGCUCUCUCCCCCAUCCUUGCUCUCUCCCCCAUCCUUGCUCUCUCCCCCAUCCUUGCUCUCUCCCCCAUCCUUGCUCUCUCCCCCAUCCUUGCUCUCUCCCCCAUCCUUGCUCUCUCCCCCAUCCUUGCUCUCUCCCCCAUCCUUGCUCUCUCCCCCAUCCUUGCUCUCUCCCCCAUCCUUGCUCUCUCCCCCAUCCUUGCUCUCUCCCCCAUCCUUGCUCUAUCCUCAUCCCUGCUCUCUUCUUCCUUUUCCUGCACCUCACCCACUCCCUCCCUCCCCUACACGCACCUGUCCCUGGCCUCCUCCCCUGACCUCUCCUCCAGGGGGCUGGCCGCCCUGCUGCCUCUCACCCCGCGCCUCACCUCGCUCUCCCUCGCCCACACCGCUGCCUCCAACGCCUGCCUGCCCCUCCUCGCCUCCCUGCCGCUCCUCUCCUCCCUCUGCCUCGAUGGCUGUUUCAUCUCAGGUGGGACAUCGGAUGAUAACGUGGAGGAUGACGAGGAGGAGGAGGACGAGGAGGAGUCUCUCCUCAGGCUCCACCUCGCACACCUGCACGCAGCAGCACCACCACCACCAGCCUCUGCAGCAGCAGCAGCAGCGGCGGCGGCAGCAGCAGCAGCAGUUGGUGGUGCUGGUGCCGGUGGCAGUGGCAAUGCAUAUGCUGCGUUUUCCAAUGGCAUGGAACGGCAGUCAGCCAUGGCAGAGGGCGGGUUGGCCGUGCUCGCCUCGCUGCCACACCUCACCUCCCUCAGCCUGCAUGACACACCUCUAUCCACACACGGCAUGCUGCGACUGCGCCAUCUCACUCACCUGCACCACCUCUCCCUCUCCUCCACUGCCCUCAGCCCCCGCCGCUUCCUCUCCCUCCUAGGUAACCCCCCCACCCCCUUCACCAUCCCAAAUUGA
Closterium sp. NIES-65 is the source of this 2808-nucleotide messenger RNA. NCBI's taxonomy places the organism in Eukaryota, Viridiplantae, Streptophyta, Zygnematophyceae, Desmidiales, Closteriaceae. The record is from the annotation of a GenBank genome assembly.